Messenger RNA from Bubalus bubalis (water buffalo), 4303 nucleotides. Its product is annotated as zinc finger protein 266. Bases 225 to 2390 code for a protein of 721 amino acids. Gene Ontology annotation, molecular function: DNA-binding transcription repressor activity, RNA polymerase II-specific. Lineage: Eukaryota; Metazoa; Chordata; Mammalia; Artiodactyla; Bovidae. The record is from RefSeq and is a predicted model, not a curated record. The transcript is spliced from 6 exons. Gene Ontology annotation, biological process: negative regulation of transcription by RNA polymerase II.
UAGUCGUCCUGUGUUUCACAUUGUUGUGGGUGAGUCUUGCGUGGAGGCAGGGUUCUGGGAUGCACCGAGGUCGUUAUACAGCACGUUGGGCCUGGCUUCCGAGGGGACUCCUGAGAGAGGCCUGGCCCCUCCUUUCGCGUCCGUGGGAUCAGAGUCACCGUCGGGUGGUCUUCUUUCUAAGGACCCUUUAUGCGAUCGUGAGGAAAAGAUAGAGGCAAGACAGGAUGGUAGCUGAGUGUUUGAGGGAUUGUUCUCAGGACUCAGUGACCUUCACUGAUGUGGCUGUGUACUUCAACCAGGAAGAGUGGACUUUACUGAAUGCCUUUCAAAGAAAGCUAUAUAGAAAUGUGAUGCUGGAAAACUACAAGAACCUGACCACAGCAGGAUAUCAGGCAAUCAAACCCACUUUAAUCUCUUGGUUGGAACAAGACUUAUUAAAAACUGUGGAGAGAGGAAUCCUCCAAGAAUGGGAAAUGCAACUUAUAUCCAAUGACUUGGGAAUUCAGCAGGAUAUUUUGCCAGAAAAAACAUCAAAUAGGGUACAAAUGACACAAAGCCAUAAUGGACAGGAACUGUAUGACUGUGAGCACAGCUGGAAAGACUUCAGUGACAGUGACUACUUGUACCAUAGUACACAAAGGAGAACUGAAAAUGGAGGCAAUUCUCAUGAAUAUAAUCAUUAUGGAAAAAGCUUCCUUAUUCUACACAAUGAAUCCUUUACUGGAGAAAAAUGUUCCAUGUUUAAUCAGUAUGGAAAAGCCAUCAGGCUGACUCCAGAUACUGUGUACUGUCAAUCUAGCAUACAAGAGAAAGCCUUAGAACACAGAGAUUGUGGGCAGUCCUUUGCUAAUGGGUCUUUUCUUCAGGCACAAGUGAGAGCUCAGAAGAAAAAAAGACAUGACAAUUGGAAUGAAUGUGGGAGAGCUUCCAUUCAGUCAACAAGCCUCCAGGCACAUGUACCAACUCACACAGCUAACAAACAUUACAUAUAUGGGGAUUCUGGAAAAGUCUCCGAUGCAACCCUAAGCCAUAGACGACAUAUAAAAACACGCACUGUAGAGAAGCCUUUUCAGUGUGACACAUGUGGGAAAGCCUUUGGAUCAUCCUCAUACCUACGCAUUCACAUACGAAUUCACACUGGAAUAAAACCCUACAAAUGUAAGAGAUGUGGGAAAGCAUUUGUAUCCUCCUCAUACUUUCAAGUUCACAGUCGAAUUCAUGCUGGAAUAAAACCCUACAAAUGUAAGGAAUGUGGGAAAGACUUCUCUCAAUCCUCAAACCUCACUGGACAUAUGAAAACUCACACUAGAGACCAGCCCUAUAAGUGUAAGGUAUGUGGGAAAGACUUCCAUCGAUCCUCAGACCUCACUGGACAUACGAAAACUCACACUGGAGAGCAACUGUAUAAAUGUAAGGAAUGUGGGAAAGCCUUUGGGUCAUCCUCACACCUUUGUGUUCACAGUCAAAUUCACACUGGAAUAAAAAUAUACAAAUGUCAAGAAUGUGGGAAAACCUUCACUGGUUCCUCUCGCCUUAUUGAACACAUGAACACUCACACUGGAGAGAAGCCUUUUAAGUGUGACACGUGUGGGAAAACCUUCACUCAAUCCUCAUGCCUUACUAAACAUAUGAAAAUACACACUGGAGAAAAGCCUCUUAAGUGUGACAUAUGUGGGACAACUUUUACUCAAACUUCAUACCUUACUCAGCAUAUGAGAACACACACUGGAGAGAAGCCGUUUAAGUGUGACAAAUGUGGAAAGGCCUUUGCUGCUUACUCAUAUCUUAGUAACCAUUUCAGAACUCACACUGGAGAGAAGCCUUUUAAGUGUGACACAUGUGGGAAAACCUUCGUUCAAUCCUCAGGCCUUUCUCAACAUAAGAAAACUCACACUGGAGAAAAGCCUUUUAAAUGUGACAUAUGUGGGAAAACCUUCAGUCAAUCCUCAUACCUUUCUCGGCAUAUGAGAACACACACUGGAGAGAAGCCUUAUAAGUGUGACACAUGUGGGAAAGGCUUUGGGUUUUCUUCUAUUCUUCGUAGACAUUUACAGUCUCAUACUGGUGAGAAGACUGCUAAAUGUGAAAAAUGUGGGAAAACCUUCACUCGAGCCUCAGGCCUUACUCAACAUAUGAAAACACACACUGGAGAGAAGCCUUAUAAGUGUGACAAAUGUGGGAAGGCCUUUGUUGACUCCUCGUGUCUUACUAAACACUUUAGAACACACACUGGAGAGAAGCCUUUUAAGUGUGACAAGUGUGGGAAGUCCUUUGCUGUUUCCUCUCGUCUUACCAAACAUUUUAGAACUCACACUGGAGAGAAGCCUUUUGAGUGCAAUACAUGUGGGAAAACAUUUACCACUUCUUUGUCUGUUACCAUGCACAAGUGAAGGCACACUGGAGAGAAACCAUAUUCUUGUAAGGAACGUGGGUAAACCUUUUUAUGUUCCUCAAUACUUACUUCCUAUGUACAAUGACAUUGGGAGAAAAGCCAUUGGAACAUGAUAUGUGGGAAAGCCCUUGCUGAUUACUCCUGUCUUAACAUUUUGUUUUUAAUAUUUGACUGCACUGUGCAGCAUAUGAAACCUUAGUUCUCCAACUGGAGAUCUAACGUGUGCCCCCUGUAUUGGAAGGUAGAGCCUUAACCACUGUAGAACCAAGGAGGUCCCCUACUAAACAUUUUCAAAAUCAACACAGGAGAGAAUCCUUUUGAAGGUAAUAAACAUGGGAAAGGAUUGAUUCACCAAUUCUUCACCCUUUACCAUUCACUACUGUAUGCACACUGGAAAAACACUGUAAAUUUCAGGAAUAUGGGGAUCCGUUUUAUCAUUCAUAUCUCAGUAGUAAUGGAAAAAAGUAAGGAGACUAGCUAAGGAUUUCCUUCUGCCUGAAUCUAUCAUGUCUUGUCUCUAGAGCAAAGCCUAGAGUUCUUGAUCACAAUACACACACACAGUUCAACCGAUGGUGACUCCUGCACACCAGGUCCCUGCAGUGGCAUGAAAGAUGAGGUGAUGCCUUUGCACCAGCCAGGUAGAUUGGAGCCCAGAUACCUACACGCGCAGUUCCAGGAGCUACUGGGCUCCCCUGAGCUGGGAAUACAGAGCACUGUCUUGUGGGGGCUUCUUCCUUGAAAUACUUCUUGCAGGCUGAUGUGUGUCAAGACUCACCCUUCUUUUUGUAGAUGACAUAAUCCUAUAUGUAUAAAACUCUAAAGAUGCCUCCAGAAAAUCAUUAGAGCUAAUCAAUUAAUUUAGCAAAGUUGGAAGAAAUAAAAUUAAUACAUGGAAAUCCUUUGCAUUCUUGUACAUUAACAUUGAAAAAUAAGAGAUACUAAGGAAACAAUUCCAUCACCAUCACAACACAAAGAAUAAAAUACCAAGGAAUAAACCUACCUAAGCAGACAAAAGAUCUCUGUACAGAAAAUUUUAAGAUACUGAUGAAAAAAAUCAAAAGUAACACAAACAGUUGGAGACAUGUAUCAUGUUGUUAUUAGAAGAAUCAAUAUUCUGAAAAUGACUGUACUAUCCAGUGAUAUCUACAGAUUCAGUGCAAUACUGAUGGCAUUUUUCACAGAACUAGAGAAAAAAAUUUUUUUAGUUUGUCUGGAAAUUCAAGACCCCAAAUAGCCAAAGCAGUCUUGAGAAAGAGAGUGGAGGUGGAGCAAUCAACCUUCAUGACUUCAGACUAUACUACAAAGCUACAGUCAUUAAGACAGUAUGGUCCUGGCACAGAAACAUAGACCAAUGAUAAAAGAUAUAAAGCCCAGAGGUAAACCCACACACCUGUGGGCACCUUUUCUUGGACAACGGAGGCAAGAAUAUACAAUGGACUUAAGACAGCCUCUUUUAAAAGUGGUACUGGAAAAACUGGACAGCCUCAUGUAAAAGAAUGAAAUUAGAACACUUCCUAACACCAUACACAAAAUAAAUUUAAAAUGGAUUAAAAACCUAAAUGUAAGGCCAGAAAUUAUAAUAUUCUUAGAGGAAAAUAUAGGCAGAACACUCUUUGACAUAAAUGACAGCAUUCUCUCUUUGACCUACCUCCUAGUGUAAUAAAAAUAAAAACAAAAAUAAAUGGGACCUAAUUAAAUGUUCUAGCACAUGAAAGGAAGCUAUAAACAAGAUGAAAAGACAACCCUCAGAAUGGGAGAAAAUAAUUGCAGUGAAACAACUGAAAAAGGAUUAAUCUACAGAAUAUAUAAGCAGCUUAGGCAAAUCAAAUACCAAAGAACAAUCCAGUCAAAAAAUCAGCAGAAGACCUACACAGACAUUUCUCUAAAUAAUACAUAGAGGUGGCCCCCAAA